This is a messenger RNA of Pogonomyrmex barbatus (red harvester ant), 1440 nucleotides long. RefSeq lists its product as uncharacterized. Gene Ontology annotation, cellular component: ciliary basal body; centrosome. The record is from RefSeq and is a predicted model, not a curated record. Gene Ontology annotation, biological process: cilium organization. Lineage: Eukaryota; Metazoa; Arthropoda; Insecta; Hymenoptera; Formicidae. Gene Ontology annotation, molecular function: protein binding.
AAAAGUAUUUGAUUGUUUGAAAAAUAAGAUUAAAUAUCACGAUUAUUUUUUUCUUUCGGAUACUACUCUCAGUAAGUUUAAGCUUGCAGGUGACAUCGCGGGAUGACUGAAAGGAAAGUUAAAACAUAUGACAAUGGCAAAAAAUGAUGAUAUAUAAACUCACGAAUCACAAAAUGGCAAAUGGACUGGCAUUCUGCUCGCACAUUCAGGAGAGGCGCGAGAAAGGAUCGACAGCAGCCAGUUUUGUACACUAAUUGUCUAUUACAAUGCUUCGUUCAAUCUAUCGCCAUCUGUCUGAAGAACUCAUUGAUGAUCACCAGUCUUACACUCGAUGGUAUUCCUUUGGCACCCAAGUAUUUAAGGAUCUUCGGUGAUGGUUUGGCAAACAACCGUAAUCUGAGAAGUUUAUCGUUGGCCAGAUGUCAAAUAGACGAUGCAGGUUGUUAUACAUUGCUAGAAAGUUUGCAAUGUAAUUCAAGUCUUCAUGUCUUAAAUUUAUCAUUAUGCUGCCUCAGAAGCGCUACAUGUCUGUCAUUAUUUCUUAAAAAGAGAAAAGCAAAUUUGUUGCAAAGUGUUUGGAAGAAAUUAACCUUGCAUCAAGAUAUUAACUUAACAGUGGAAGAAGGAUUGCGAGUAUUAAUACUUGAUAGAAAUUAUAAAUUUGGUGAUAUUGAUUUGAGGCAAUUGACAUGUAUGCUGAAAAGUGAUUUUUGGUUGAAAACAUUACGUUUACGAUGUUGCGGAAUUACUCAACAUGGAGGAGAAAUUAUGUUGGAGCUUUUACAAAUGAAUAGUGUACUUACACAAAUUGAUCUCAGGGAUAAUGAAGUGUCAACCGACAUACUUCAAAUUAUUUGCAAGCUUCUGAAGAAUAGAGAAAAUAAAAGAGAAAGAAUAUCGAUGAAGAAAAGAUUACUAAGCAACAAGCAUAUCUUUAGGCAAGAUAUAGUCUCGAAAAACGACUCUUUUCAAUUACCAAAAGAGAAAAUAUUUCUUAAAAAUCAAGUUCAUACUCAAACAGAAAUGCAGCAAGAUUGUAUAUUACAACGACCCAUACAGAAAAUAAGGAAAACAGAUAGUAGAAAACGCAGAUUAUAUAAUGAAGUAAAGAAAAAUUGGAUCAAGGUGGACGAAUUAAGAAACCAACUAUCUAUUAUGAUCGAGCAUAAUCAAAACUUAAUAACAUAUUUAGAAAACAGUACUAAUUUUCUAAUGAAAGAAAAAAAUCGCCAUUUGAGUACUGAAGAAGCGUAUCAUAAAAUUCAACCUCGACUAAGAAAUCUCAAAAACAAGAUUGCUCUACAGAAUCCUAUUCAUUUGAAUAUGUGUUAUGAAAAUCAAGUUUACACGAAGUUACAAAAUAUCUUUGAUGAAUUAAAAAUAUCUACGAACGGGAAAAUAUUAAAAAUAAAUGACAAAAGUCCUGGUGAAAAAAAUUAG